This is a messenger RNA of Spirodela intermedia, 1555 nucleotides long. NCBI's taxonomy places the organism in Eukaryota, Viridiplantae, Streptophyta, Magnoliopsida, Alismatales, Araceae. The record is from the annotation of a GenBank genome assembly.
AUGAGCAGUUUGGACGUAGCAAGAGCCGAGCUUGGCCUUUUGAUAGUGUAUCUGAACAAGUCUGAAGCCAGAGACAAGAUAUGCAGGACCAUCCAAUAUGGGUCCAAGUUCGUGAGCAAAGGGGAACCUGGAACGGCACAGAACGUCGAAAAGUCAACCAGUUUGGCCAGAAAAGUCUUCCGGCUUCUGAAGGUCGAGUUCUACAUCUUCUUCAGUGCUUGUUGCGUCUGUUUAUGUGACCCAUUGAUUCAGUUGAGGCCUCAUUUAUCCAGUUCGUCAAUGAUCUCCACGCUCUUAUCAGCCCUCCUGCUCAAGGAACCCCUCUUCCUCUCAUUCUACUCGGAAAGGUAUGGGAGCGCUCCGGUCAACCCUUUGUCAGCACUAAGUCAACGGUUAUUUUUGGUACUAAAUAUAUAUGGCCAUUUCAGUCCAAAAACGCGCUGCUGUCUACUUUCCUGCUCCUGGAUCAAGUCGUCUGGGCCGGAAGAACAGGAAUCUAUAAGGUAAAUUCCCCCGUAACUCUCUCUCUCUCUCUCUCUCUCUCUCUCUCUCUCUCUCUCUCUCUCUCUCUCUCUCUCUCUCUCUCUCUCUCUCUCUCUCCUCCUGGUAUCUGUCGCUCACUUUGGUAGUGGCACUCUAUGGAAUAACCAUUUACUAAUUUUCGGUGAUUUAUCGACAGAACAAAGAGCGUGCUGAGCUGCUUGGCAGGAUCUCACUCUUCUGCUGGAUGGGCUCAUCAGCUUGCACCACUUUGAUCGAGGUCUGGACACUUAUUUCUUAUCCAACAUGAGCAAUGAUUUCCAUCCAAACCCUCGAGCCGGAUAUAUAUAUAUAUAUAUUAAUUUGGCGAGAAAUGAACGAUGCGGCUUUUUAUGUCUAAAUAUUUUUUUUUAAAAAAAUUAACUCGAAAAGAAAAUGAACAACUUGGAUUUCUUUUGUCAAUUAUUUUAUGAUCGGCUUGGGUAUUUUUUUUCAAACUAUUUCUGUGUUCUUUAAUUAAUGUUAUGUCAAAACAUUUUUUAAAUGCACCCUUAAUUAGAUGAAAAAUGAUCCUCUCGGGUUUUUUCUUUUUUUCUUUUUCUUCUCAAAUGGGUUUCUAUUCCAGCUGGCUGAGAUCAGGAGGCUGUCAAGGUCAAUAAAGAAGCUGGAGAGGGAGCUCAAGGCGACAGAUAGAUCCCAAGUAGACUUCCGUCAAACCUGAUUUCAUCCCGAUUCUCUCCAACUCGACGUAAAUAUAUUUUUUUCUUUGGGUGGCCCCACAGAACGAUCAGUAUCUCACCAAAGUCAACCAGUCCAACGAGAGGGUCCUCUCUCUGGUUAAGGCGUCCCUAGACAUUGUGGUCGCCAUUGGGCUUCUUCAGCUCUCCCCGAAGAAAGUCAACGCUCGUGUCACGGGCGCCUUCGGAUUCAUCUCCUCGCUGAUUUCUUGCUACCAGGUGCCCCAAAUCUGAAUAUUUUUGAUGGGUUCGCUCCUAUUCGUCUGAAAGCCUCACUCUUCCUCCCCUCCCUCCUCUUCCAGCUUCUUCCCGCUCAUCCCAAAGGGAAGUCAGCGUGA